Messenger RNA from Triticum aestivum (bread wheat), 1034 nucleotides. RefSeq lists its product as uncharacterized. The transcript has 4 exons. The record is from RefSeq and is a predicted model, not a curated record. NCBI's taxonomy places the organism in Eukaryota, Viridiplantae, Streptophyta, Magnoliopsida, Poales, Poaceae. Bases 1 to 870 code for a protein of 289 amino acids.
AUGGCGAUGUCGGCCGGGUCUAAUUCUGGAAGCCAAGCUUUCGCUCGGCUUAAGGCGGCCACGGCUCCGGCUCUUACAGACGACCGCCUUAAUUCAUUGAAUCGCUGGGGCAGCAAAGAAAGCUUCCUCAGCACAUCCACCAGGAAUGCCCACGAUCCGAUCCCCUGGUUUCUUAUCCGGUUAUCCCCCUCUCGUCUCUCGUCUAGCAACCCCCAUCUUCGGUGUGGCGACAUUGCUUACGUCGUCGCGACCCCCCACAAUUCUAGGCUCGGCCUUCCUCGACUCCAUGCGUGGCUGACAAGGUGGUCUUCGUCCCGAGGUUACACACCUGAUGAUGUUUACAGCGAGGCGCAGGAACAAGCAGAGGCCGAGGAAGUGCAGGCACGCGUUGCUGACCUUGGCAGGUGUAGGAACCGCGCGAGGAAGGUUCAGCGCGCUGCACCAGUCAGGCCACGCCCGGGGCGCCGCGCCAACACAUGUGCGCGUGGUCGGUGGGUUGGCCAAUAUCUGCAUUCUGCGACUUCAUCUUCACCAUGGACACAAGCAAGGACUGAUUGGUGGGUCUUGGUAGCGAUGCCGAGCAUCGGCGGAUCGAAGUGGUCGAGGUCGCGGUUAAUCGACCAGGACGAGACAUGCAUCUUGGAGCUAGCGCAGAGGGGGAAAGAAGCAGGUUGGUCUGGCCUGGCCUCGCAAAUGAAUUGGAACUUUCGUGCAAAGAAAACACACACACGGCAGGAACAUGGCUACUCUCGCCCUUCCAAGUUUCUGAUCGAUCGAACUCUUCGGGGACAAGAAAAUGAGAAAAGGGCAGGCCGUCGAUGUACAGACCACAGGUGCUCGGAUGGACGGCCGGAAUCAUGGUCGUCAUAACUCAUAACCCAUGAGGCGGUGACGAAGCAAGAAAGGAAGGUCGCCGAGAAUGGUGCUAAUAUCUCCGUUUUGGUGAUAUAAGGGAUUUAGAGCAUCCACAUGACCAUGGUCGACAAUGGCCUGAAGCCAAAUUUUGUUUUUGUUCAGACAAAUGGCCGUGCGCU